Messenger RNA from Paralichthys olivaceus (Japanese flounder), 1980 nucleotides. NCBI's taxonomy places the organism in Eukaryota, Metazoa, Chordata, Actinopteri, Pleuronectiformes, Paralichthyidae. The record is from RefSeq and is a predicted model, not a curated record.
GUGAAAAUGGUUUUCAUCAUUGAUGUUCUUAAUUGUUUUUAAAGCACAGAGGAAAACUUUCUGUCAGCAGCUGGUGUUUUGCUCUUUUCACUGAAUUUGCUGACAAUUAGAAAAAAUACAGAAUAUCACCUCACAUCCUUGAAGUGUUCCUGUUUUGCAUAUUUGGCUUCCAUCCCUGCAGUUGAGCAGCUUCCUCUCCGACAUGUCCAGCAUCCGAGGCGUGGCCAACAGGAGGGGCAUCGCGGUGUGCAGCGUGGCACCCAAUCUCCCCUUGGCAUCGGCGUGCCACUCCGAGCUCAGUCCGGCCCACAAAGUGUCCUGGGAGGGCGAGGGCGAAACGAGGGGCGAAGGGCCGGAGAGGGUGAGAGAUGAGAGAGAGGAGGAAUGGGGGCAGAGGGCUUUUGAGCUGGAGAGAACACAGAGAGAUAACAGUCCACAGGACGUGUCGGAGCUGGUGGACGACAUGGCCUGUCUCUCAGACUCCACCUCUGAUGAACACUCCCUGAGUUCCUACACCUCCGAGUCAUUCGAUGACAACGCUUCCAUCGUGACAGUCAUACGUCUAGUGAAUGACGCCGUUGAUGAUAUUGAAAGUGAAGUGUCAAACAUGGACAAAGAACAGCAGCGGAACAGCCCUGGGUAUCUCUGGGAGUCCUCCAGCCAGAGUUCCAGCUGGUUGUCGCCAUCACGCCUGCGUCCACCAGAGCUGGGAUCCCACUGUGACCUCAGUGAAACCCAGCAGAACAUCAGACGGGGGGGCAGCACGCGCUCCCUCCAGCUGGACUAUAGAGUCGUGGGCUUCAGCGGUGACAGGGGCCGAGAGCAGGGACGGGAGAGCGGGAGGAGGACCUUCCAGUGGGAGAGGAAUCAGUCGGGUGAGUGGGAGAGGAAACGCAUCCUGGAGAGAGAUGAAAAGAGGAGGCAGGACGCGGAAGGAACGAACACGGGCAUCAGGAGCAGAGACAUGGGAGGGCACCGUGACCACAGAGACCUGCAGCAGUUGCACGGCCUCGACAGCUGCGAAGGCGGCUCCUCGCCCGUUUAUGAAGAGUACCAAGAGUGCAGCCACGACCCAGAGCAGAGGGAAGAAUCAGAGAGCCUUUAUGACACUCUACCCCCGACCAGACGGGCCUAUGAAGGAUACCCAUCGAGCCCCCCGGGCCUCAAUCUGCACCCGGCUCAACUUCUGCCCCCCCUGAGGGCGUGGGAUUUACAGACAGGGGAGUGGAGAGAAUCGCAGGAGGAGAAUCGUGCAGGGCUCGACGCCGGCGGUCUGGCAGGUUCUGGGGACGAGCUGGAGAGACUACUGAACCUGGUGUCGCUCAGAGCCAGGAGAGCCACGCGAACAAACAGAGCGUCAACCGGAUCUGAACCCACAGCAAGCUGGGAUGGAUUCAAAUAAGCACACUAGUACUGUCAAAAACAAAAAGAUUUAAUAUUCCUUUAUAUAUUCCAGUGGCAGCAACCCCCAGUUCUGACUAAAGCUGACAUUUAUAACACUACACCAAUGAUCUGCCACCUAAAAAUAAUUAAAAGAGAAUAUUACCAUAUAUACUUUUAUUAUCCCACAUUAUUAUCCUGCUGUAAGCAAACGCUAAUCCACCACCAAUCCCCCCGGCUCUUCUCUAAACUGGAGGAAAAAAGGGGGAAUAUGUGCAUUCUCAGAACACCUUCACCUGCGCUAUGAGAGUUAGACAUUGGCUGGGAAUCAAUGCCAUUGCAUUUAUUAUUUAUAGAACCACUGGUGCGCAGCAUUUAUUAACAGUGUGUUUGUGUUGUAGAUGAUACCAGUGUUGUGUACAUAUGUUACUGUGCAUUUCACACAUUGUUCUGCUGGAUCACACACACACACACAUACUCGUGCAACCAAACAAGUGAAUGGUGUAGUUAUUAAAUAAAUAAGUAUAUGAUAAUAAAAUGAUUAAAUCAAGACCCCCUGGUAUCAGCUUGUGGUAAUCCUAAUAACAUCUGUGAGGUUAU